UGGUCCGGGAAAGCUGCGUAUCAGAGAUUGGAUUUCGGUACAAAUAGUGUGCGGUGAUGAUGUAACAACAAAAUCCUGAGAAUAUUGAAAAAUUCAUUUUUGAGAUUUAUUUAUUUAAUUUUUUUUUGUUAAGUUUUUAAUUUUAUCAUUUUUUUGUAUUAGUUUUUUUUUAACUUUUAAUUUAUUAAAGUUAAAUAAAAAAAAUAAUAAAUAAAUAAAAAAGAUAAAAUAAAAAAUCUUUGCGGUUGCGUUGCGGUGUUGAAGGAAUAAAAAUUGGAUUUCGGUUUUGCACCUCCUCCUCUCGGGCGGACAAGUGCAGUGCAGGCAUCAGGCAGCUUCAAGGUGCGUUUUCCCUUGAACUUGGCAUCACGUUGUUGGGUCUUUUCGGUUUGUUGGUUUGUUGGUUUGUCUCGGUGGUGAACAAUCUUUUAUCUGUUUUCGUUUUUUUUUUUUUUUUGUUAUUUUUUUGGCAAAAAUUUCGUCAAAGUCAAAGGCCGAAAGAGGCAAUUUAGGGCAGGGAAGUUGUUGGGUUUUUGUGGUGGAACGAAUAGUGUUGGUUACGACGAUUUUUUGAUGUGUUUUAUUUUUUCGGUAAAAUAAAUAAAAAAAUUGAAAAUAUAAACUGAUAGCGUCAACAAGCAACGAGUUUACAUAUAAAAAAAAGAGUUAAUUUGUUGUUAAAAGGAUUACAUAAAAAAAGUUUAAUCAACGUCGUAUACUGGUCGAUGACGUUCAAAGAGUGAUUAGUUGAAUUUCCCUGUUUUGUGUUUUGUACAGAUACAUACCCGAUACCUUAAAUCGAUUUGUUAUUUUAUAUUUGUGUUUUUGUUUGUAAGAGCAUUUUUAUUGUUGGCCAGUGAUAAGGAAUUAUUACUCAUUCAUCAUCAAUCGUGAUAAGGUGGGAAUUAAAGCACUUUUACACCGGACGGACACAAAACACACAGGUGGCGAGUUAUCCAAUUUUAUUGACAAUCUUUUUUCGCACAUGCAUAGAGCACCAAUAUUUUCAAUAUUAGCCGGAAAUGACAAAGAAUAAACAGCAAAAACAUAAAAAACAACAACAACAAGUCGAUGAAGAAGAACAACGAGAACAAUUACAAAAUGUCUAUAUUGAUACAACGGUGCCGUCAUCAGAAAUGCAAAAAAGCACAAAAAAAUCAAAAACAAAAUCAAAAUCAAAACCUCCACCACCACCUCCAACUCCACCACCAAAGUCGGAAGAAAAGAAAACUAAACCAAAAAAGAAUCGAAGACGUGAUAAGAGCGACCUUGGGGAGAGUUUUGUUGCUCCCGAUGGAGGAUGGGCAUGGGUAGUAUGCAUUGCUGCUGGACUGUCAAAUCUGUGUAUCUUUCCAUCGCUACAACAAUUUGGCUUUAUCUUUCGCGAAAGACUGACCGAACUUGGCAUGUCAAGUUCCCAGAUCACAACUAUCAUCAACACCCAACCGGCGAUCUCAGCUUGCACAGGCCUCCUAAACGGUCCAAUGUUUAGACGAUUCUCAUUCCGACAAGUGGCAAUAGCAGGAGCUCUGUUUAAUUUUGUCGGUCUUUUGCUGACAGCUUUUUCAGAUACCUUCCUAAAAUACAUGAUAACUUAUGCACUAUGUUUUGGCUUUGGAAUGGGUAUCAGUGUAUCAGCAUCAUCGUUAGCCAUUAACACCUACUUCAAAAACAAACGCCGUAAGGCAGCAGGUUUCUCAUGGACCCUAACCGGUCUCGGACCGAUAUUUCUUCCAUAUGCGGUAACCUUCUUACUCUCGACCUAUGGGGUCCAAGGAACUGUGAUAAUAUUUGCUUCCAUAUCACUACAUUCAUUAGUUUGUGCCAUGGUCUAUCAGCCAGUUAUGAAUCAUGUUAGACCAAUUCCAACAACUCAGGUCAAUGGUGAGCUUAUACCAUCUCCUGAUUCGGAUUAUCUGUGCAAAUACUGCGAAAUGAAUCGGCUUAAAAAUACAGGAAUCUUUUCUAGUCAAUACCUUUAUAGCGAAGAUGACAAAGAGAAGCCAGGAUACGAGAUCAUUGAUCCUGGAACUCCAAUGUUAUCGCGGGCUAACGAUGGUUGGUUUGGAUCGAAGAUUUCUUUGGCUCCUAUUAAACCCCAAUUACGCUUCCGAACCGUGUCAAGUUGUAAGGAUAUCGAAACAGGCUUUCAUUUGAGACAUGUGAUCACUGAAGAGGAGGAGUACCCGCAAUUUGAACCUACAAAUCCGUUUUAUCGACCGAACAAUUUCAGCCGUGAACGGGAAGAGGUUAAACUUUCUGCUAGCCGAAAUAACUUGUAUAUUCGAGCAGAUUCUUUGAGCUACCUUCGUUGUACCUGUGCUGAGGAGAAGGCUUUGCUUGAGCUUCCUCGGGGAAUGACAACAUUGGCAUUGGCCGUUGAAAAACAGCGAGAGGCUGAGCCUCCAACUCCGCCACCGUCCGAAGAUCCGUCCUCGGUGACGUUUAUGCAAAAGCUUGUGACGUUCUUCGACUUGGACCUCCUGCGAGAUUUCACAUUCGUCAAUCUUGUAGCCGGACUGACCAUAAUCAAUUUCGGAGAGAUUAACUUUUCGAUCUUGACACCGUUUAUAUUGAACGAUUUCGGCUUUACCACUGCACAAAUAUCACUGGCAAUGUCUGUGCUAGGGGGAGUGGAUAUAACCGUAAGGUUUCUGGUACCGUUUUUGACGGAAAAAAUCGAUUGGGAUAAUAGGGUGUUUUUCCUGAUCGGAGUGGUGGGUAUUGCACUCGGACGGACUGUAGUGGCGUCUUCCAGAUCGUAUUCGGUCAUUUUGUGUUGUUUUGUUUGGAUUGGAAUGUGUAAGGGCUUGAGGACGAUAUUUUGGCCUCUAAUUAUACCGGGAUAUGUUCCAUUGAAGAGAUUGCCGGGAGCUUCGGGGCUGCAGCUACUCAUAUCAGGGGUGUUUACUUUGGCUUGUGGACCGCUGGUCGGUCUUAUUCGAGAUCGUUAUGAUUUUUCCGUUACAUUACAUUGUUUGAAUUCGUUAACGUUCAUUGCUGCCACGUCGUGGUCAACGGAAGCACUAAUUCGAUAUUUACGUCGUAGAAAGAAAUUAAUGCAGUGUGUCAAGACUUAGAUCGUAUAUAUCGUAUUAUAAUAUCGUAGUAUGUAGAAUUUUCUAUAUAGAAUUGGUUUGUGUAUUAGAUCAAAAAAUGAUAAUAUGGGUAAAUGAAUUAGCUAACCUACAGUAGUGCCCAUAAUUUAUUGAACUUAAUGCUUGCUUUGUUUUUACAAAAAAAAAUAA
Episyrphus balteatus (marmalade hoverfly) is the source of this 3248-nucleotide messenger RNA. Its product is annotated as monocarboxylate transporter 3. The transcript is spliced from 5 exons. NCBI's taxonomy places the organism in Eukaryota, Metazoa, Arthropoda, Insecta, Diptera, Syrphidae. Gene Ontology annotation, biological process: monocarboxylic acid transport; transmembrane transport. The record is from RefSeq and is a predicted model, not a curated record. The coding region runs from base 1023 to 3080 and encodes 685 amino acids. Gene Ontology annotation, molecular function: monocarboxylic acid transmembrane transporter activity.